CAGCCGAAGAAAAGAAGCCAGCCGCCGGUGACAUUUUCUUGAGGAAAACCGGUAAGAAGCUUGAUUUUCUCCUUCUUUUCUUGCUCUAAAACACAAAUUGAACCCAGAAAUUCCUUCCCCCCCCUGCUGGAAAAUCCGAAUCUGCUUUGCUCUUCCCUCUGCUUGUCCGUCCGUUGCUGCUGCUAGGCCCGAAAUUUUGGGCAUUUUUCUGCCGUGAGUCCCCUGCAAAUUGCCGCCGGCCCUCCCCAAGCCACAGCUCCGGUUCUUGCUGGAUUUAUGCAAUUUCUAUAGCCUACUAGUGGGAGGUUUAUAACACUGGCCAUGGCCUAUAGAGGAGAUGUCUAUUUCGUUCCCGUACUAUUUUCUUUGUCCACCAUUUCAGGAAGCGAAACCGAAGAUGAGGAAACCACGGGAAGUGACGAGUUAGAAGGCUAGCCAUCUUGUAAAUUGAACGUAGAUUUUAGAUGUAGAUCGAGAUCUUGUAAGCUAAACUUUAUUGGAGAUUUUAUGAUAUCAGAGCAAAUUUUAAAAUUUGAUCUUCAGAUUUUGAUGGUAUUAGAUUGUGAUAUGAUUAAGUUUCGAGCCUUGUGCAUUUGUGGGACUCGUCUCACGAGUGCAUGGCGUCUGCCACGUCCCCAGAUUUGGGUUCUGGGGCGUGACAAAACAUGUCAA
Rubroshorea leprosula is the source of this 672-nucleotide messenger RNA. The record is from the annotation of a GenBank genome assembly. NCBI's taxonomy places the organism in Eukaryota, Viridiplantae, Streptophyta, Magnoliopsida, Malvales, Dipterocarpaceae.